This is a messenger RNA of Brassica napus (rape), 6165 nucleotides long. RefSeq names its product protein ELF4-LIKE 2-like. Bases 357 to 746 code for a protein of 129 amino acids. NCBI's taxonomy places the organism in Eukaryota, Viridiplantae, Streptophyta, Magnoliopsida, Brassicales, Brassicaceae. The transcript is spliced from 2 exons. The record is from RefSeq and is a predicted model, not a curated record. Gene Ontology annotation, biological process: positive regulation of circadian rhythm; entrainment of circadian clock.
UCUUUUGGUUUAAGUGUCUGAGGUUUAUAGACUUUACCUAUUGCUAUGAAUCAUAUAGAAAUGGUUUUUACUUUUGAUGAUAUUAUCUCUCUGUCUCUAGGCUACUUAUAGAACAGCUAUAACUUCUUCUCUUUUAUCUAUAUACACAUAUAGAUCUUUUUUCACAAAAAACAUUGAUUGGUAUCUUGUCCUAAAUUAAGGGUUCUGAGAUUGAUUGAUUGAUUGAUAAUAUAACUGAAAAAGAAGACUUUUUAUCUUUUUCUUUAUGUUAGUGUAAAAAUUGGGAUCUUAUUAUGUGAGAUCAAAAGCUUAUAGACAAGGUCAACGGGAGAAGCAGAAUUAAACAGUCUUGUUAAAUGAACAAGACUAAUCAAGAUUUGAGCUUAAUGGAAUCAAGAAUGGAAGGAGAUGUGUUUUCUGGAUAUGGAGAAAGAUACCAGAUGGAUGGCAAAGUGCUGCAGAAUUUCCAGAAGAGAUUUGUUCAGGUUCAAUACAUUUUGGAGCAAAACCGGCUUUUGAUCAACGAGAUCAAUCAGAACCAUGAGUCCAAACAAGCAGAUCACUUGGGUCGAAAUGUUCGUUUGAUAAGAGAGCUCAAUAACAAUAUCAGAACUGUGGCAAGUCUUUAUGGUGAUCUCUCUCAUUCUUUCGCCAGAUCAGUUGAUGCUUCAUCAGAAGGGGAGUCCACUGGGACCUUGAAAUCUGAUGGAAAGGCCAACAACCAAAAAAUAUUUAGAUCCGGGUAAUGUUAUGUAGAUUCGGUGCUAAUUUGAGUGUGGAUUUAAGUAAUGACUUGUUGUUGUUGAACAAAAAAGACAUUAACAACUUCACUUCUGUAAGUUCUGUUGAAAUGAGUUCAUGUCUUUAAUUCUGAGAAUAAAAGGAAGUUCAUCUUUUAUUAAUCAGACUGAUCAUGUGUAGAGUAUGUGGUUUCUUUUGUUCUGGAUUUGACUUGUAGACCUUUUGUUGUUGUUGCAGUAACUAAAAGAUUAGAAAUGUUCAUAUAAUCAUAUUGACCUUGAUUUUAGAUAAAAUGAAGUAUGAAACUAAGAAAUAAAGGAAAAAGGAAUUGAACUGUACUAUAAUGUUAUCUAACAAAAGAAGUUCAUAAAAGAGAAUAAAAGAUGAUGAUCAUUGUUGCCUAUGUGCUUGCAUGAUCCUUAAAGUCAAAAAGACAACAGAAACUUGUAGUUUUAGCUUUAGUUAGGUCACAUUAUUCCUCCAAGUUGAUUUACAACAGAAAGCUUCUUUACUUCCUCCUAUCCUUUUUCUUUUAUUUAUUUAUUUUUGGCUUUUGGACAAGAGAAUCCAGCCAACCUUUUAGUUCACUUCAUGUAUUGGUAUUGCACUUUUUUUGUAAUAUUCAAAUUUCUUGGCUCACACUUCCAAUCAACUUUCUUGUGGAUAUCUUAUUAAAUUACAAUAAUGUAGGGAUGUAAAUAGCAGGGUCCCCAUGCUCCGGUAAAGAUCUCAUGCUUGCUAUAAUACUCAUGGUACUUUCUUCUAACAGAAAAUAAAAUCAAAUUUGAAUUAGUAUAAUAGGAGGAAAAAAUAUAUCGAGAGACUCAUAUCAAAUAUGCAGGAGUUUCUUCUCUCCUUCAACAUAAAGAUGUUUAUAGACAAUGAUGAUCUCUAACGUUAUAUUCAUCUCAACUUCAAAGCUUUACUUCUUUUCACCCUGUCUCUGCAUCACUUUCAUCAACUGUCCUUCCCAGUCAGAAACAGCCUUGCUCCAUGCGAAACCUUAUAGAAUUAAAAGCCUCAUAAAUAGUAAUGCUUCUUUGUACUGGCAGCAGCAUCAGUAAAACUUGUUACUUCUUUACUAACUCAUAGAAAUGCAAAAAAAAUUGUUAUCAAUCCUAUUGGUGGGAUCACACUUAAGAGCUUCAACACACAAACGAGCAGCGCCUUCCUUUGGCUGUAGCACCCUGCUUCUUAAAAAAAAACUUUUUGUUGCUGAAACCAAGCGGUGAAGUUCAACAUAUGUUUGGUCUGAUCAAUUAGUAGAUGACUUUACCGCUGCUUUCAUAAACAUACUGCAGCUUCAUUAAACCUCCAAAUUAAUUUGCAAGAGAAAGCAAAUAAUUUUAGUAGUAAUUGGAAUUUGGAACCAUGUCAACUUCAUGCAGAUGCAUGCUUCCACAGCCUUUCUUUUGUAUUCACAAGUGCUUUGACCCGAGUCCCUUUCACAAUCAGUUGCAGUAUAAUCAUCUACAUCACAUCUCUACAUUUAGCUCCUGAGACUUGAUUCGAACAAUAGAAUAGUAAAAAGGGCCCUUGACUGAGGAGAUAUGAAGGUAGAGAAGUACUGGCCAUGUCUGUAACUGCAAAGAUACGGUUUCUUCCUCCUCACGUUACUACUGUAAUCUUCCCAACAACUCAAUGUAACCCUCUAGAAGAGAAAGAGUGACUUUAAACCAGGAUAAGAUUAUUAUAUCAUUCUUUCUCUUUCUGCAAGGUGUCCAAAGUCCAUACCUACCUUUCAUUUUGCAAGUUGCAACCUUAUCUUAAACGUUAUUAUGGUGGCGUUAUGUGGCUCUGAUAACGUUUGAGACUUUCUUCAUAUAUUUCACAGUUGAUAGAUUGUUUUGCUCGUUUAGUAGUACUUAUUUACUUCUCUUUUUUUUUGGUGAUAAAUGUUUUUCUUUCAUUCUAUAUUAGCUUACCUAGUGAUGAUACUAUGAUGUAGCUUGUUCUUACUUGAUAUAUAUUAAACUACCGCUAGUGGUAGUAGUAGUCAUCGUUCUUGGUUUAGAUUAUUCUUUUUGUAAAAAUUGUUUCUUAUUAAACUAAGCCUCAUAGCAUUGAUCAAUCUCUAGUUUAUCCUUACACCAGAUUUGAUGGUGUGAGAGGAUCCAGGGACAAUGCUUACAUUGAAAGUGGAGUUUAAUAGUCUCUCGGAGCUCUCUAUGUCCAAGUUCUUGGGAGUUCGGAAGCUCCUUACAUUGUUCACAAUCACACAUGUUGUCUUUUUACCAUUGAUUCUCUGUUUUGUCUCUUUUUAAAAAACAAGCACUUCCAUCUCAACUCUAUCCUCACACAAGAAUUGAUGGUGUAAGAGGAUCUAGGGACAGUGCUUACAUUGAAAGUGGAGUUUAAUAGUCUCUCUGAACUCUCUAUGUCAAAGUUCUUGGGAGUUCGGAAGCUCCUUACAUUGUUCACAAUCACACAUGUCGUCCUUUAUCAUUGAUUCUAUGUUUUGUCUCUUUUUAAAAAACAAGCAUUUCCAUCUCAACCACUUAAGAUUUCCCACUAGACUUCUUUUCCAAAAAUAGCAUAUUAUGUUCAACUGUAGUCUAAGAUUAGGUUUGAUGCUUUUUCUUUUAUCAAAAGGGUUUGAUGCUUAAUAACUGUUUAGGUUGAAGAAUUAAAUCACAUUGAUUGUUGUUUGUUUGGUUAUCCAAACACAUUCAUUGCUGAGUAUUUGGAGUAGGUCUCUUUUGACCUAGUAAAGAUCUUCACAUGUUUAUGAAAAGAAAUACACUAAUUAUCUUGAUGCGGUUGCUUUUACCUCCUGAUGGGUUUAUGCUUAGCCUUUGAAAGAUGCAGCAGCAAACAGGCCAUUGUUUUUUUUUUUUUUUUUUUUUGGUAAACAUAAGCUACCAAAAAUUGUUUGUACAGUGUGGUUUAGUUUGUAAAAGUUAUAGAAGACAAUUAUGUAUAACUUAACCACAAUUAAAUCUGGAGUAACAGAAAUACCCACCCACCUACCUACCUACUCCAUGAAAAGUUCAUUCCGUUUUCCAAACUCUCAGUCGGCGCGUAAUCCUAGUUUAGAUGUACUAGACUACACGGUGUUCUUAUACACGUGACACAAAACGGAGCGUAGCUCAUUCUGUUUUGGCAUUAUUACUGACGUGGCAAAAUCGGACAUAAGCUUCCUAAGUGAUAAACUCAUAAGCUAUGUAUACGGUAGGCCUGGACACGGAUCAAAUAUCCGAGUUUUGAAAGUAUUUGUGAUUUGUUUUGUAUGCUACGAAUAUCUAAUUUUUCGAUUUGCUUUGCUUCGAAAAAAUACGGAUAUUCGAAAAAACGGAUAUCCAAAAAUAAAUAGAUAUUUGCGGAUAUUUACGAAUACGUACGGAUAUCUCAUAUGUUUUGAUUAAUGCAAAUAAUCUUAAAAAUUUGAUACAAAUUUAUUUUGUAAAAUAUUGUUUGCAUGAUAUAUAAGAUAAAAUUAAAAUAAAUAGUGAAUCCACAUAUUUUGUAAAAAAAAUUAAACUUAUUUAAAAUUUAUAAUAAGACAAAACUUAAGAAAAAAUUAUAAUUGUCAUAAAUUUAGUCAUUUCCUUUUAUGUAAUAUUUUUAUAUAAGUAAUAAUGUGAAUAGAAUUUGUCAAAUCAUAUGUUAGAAUAACAAUUAUAUAAUUUUAUACAUUUAAAAAAUCAAGAUAUACAUGAUUUAUAUAUUACCGGUUCGGAUCGGACAUUCGCUUCCCAAAAUUUUAAUAUUUGUGAUUUGCUUCGAUUUUAACGGAUAUUGAUUUUUAGUAUUUGCUUUGAUUCGAAGGUUUACGGAUAUCCGGAAUAUUCGAAUCAAAUCGAAACGAAUAACGAAUCGAAUCAAAUUUAACUCGAAAAAAUUGGGUGCUAUCAUAUAGCUUUGUAUCGGCUAAGUUCACGAGUUGGAGAUAAGCGGACUCGAACCGCUGAUAUCCACCACAGGGUAAACCACCGCCUAUCAGGCCCCUGACUGAUUCUACCAUAGAGGCCAACAAUAGACUUACAAUUUGAAUAAAGAAAAAAAUUGUAUUUCGGAUAAAAUCCCCAGCUCUACUAUACAUUCCUAAACGGAGCGUAGUUCAUUCUGUUUUGUCAAUUGCUAAAUUCUGCAGAAUUUCAAGAUGUGGAGUUAAAAGUUUUUCUUUUAGUGUUUUCAUUCCUCUUCAAAAUCUUAUUUUUGUGAUAAAAAUAGUUACUUUGAAACUUAGUACUAUUUUUGUUUUGAAUUGUUUGAUGGUAUUAUUUGAAUGAGAAUCAAAUUUGGUUUAGCGUUUGAUGUGAAAUAGUACAUAGUAAUCUCUCAGCAGCAUCCUUUAUUGUGGAUUCAGUCUCACUUGUUGAGCACAUUUAUCAUUUUACUUGUUUUGGAUUUCAGGAUGUGCGUUUGAGUUAAAUAUACCAUGGGUACUGUGGUUGGAACUGUUGUUGAGGAGUGCAGAGAGUUGUUUGAAGGGCAGUGCUCAGACAAGGAUCACACCCAACAACUCAGAUUGCCUACAAGCUUGUCUGGGUAUAGAUUACAAAUUGUGUCUUUCGCUUUUGUAGUUGAUCCUCUUGUUUGAUAUAAAUGCCUUGAAAUGGUUCUUAGGUUGCAGGAGAUGGGAGACUAGUGCCUGCAACCGAUGAAGAAAUUUUGGAGGUGAACGAGUCGGAUAUGUAUACUGCAUCAGAUGCUUCUCAGACUAUAGGCUACCUUCCUGCCCAAGGGUUACCUCCUCGGUUGUCCCACCCACAUUAAAUUUCUCAAGGUUUGGUUCUCACUGUUAUUUACAUGUUGAAGCACUUUACAUAAAUACAUAUACAGGGAGUGGUUAUCCUAGAUUUGAAUCAAAUUUUUGGUUUUUAUGACCAAAGUGUAUCAAUCCUUUUUCCUUUUAGUAAUAUGGUUCUGUUGCUUUUCCUCCUAGAGUCAGUAUUGUUUACUUGCAAACUUUUUAAUUAGACUCAGCUAUCAAUUCAGGUUUAUUGCAGUCUGACAAUUUGUGAACCAUAUACAGACCAGGUGAAAAGAAAUCAGAAUCUAUCUGAAAAUCUGAGGUCAGGUCUAUUAUCGUAUCCUCAAGGAAGAGAGUUGCCGUCACCAGGGUGGUAUCCUUUGCUGGAUCUGAAAUUGAGGUUCCAUAUGUUUCUCAUGUCAGAAGAAGCCGUCCAAGUGAGUACAUUAUUUUUGGCUCUUAUAGUAUUUAUCUUGGUUACUCAUUCUUCUCAAUAUUGCACAUAUGGGAAAAACGAUUUGUGUAUGUUCUUGUGUGCGUAGUUAGCUUUGCUUUUAAGUUGAACCGUAAUCAAGGAUAAUGCAAUGUAGGGUCGAUAACAUAGCAAGGGAGAGAAGAAGUGUUAGAUAAGAUACAGUUUCUGUAGAGUUGUGUAACUUUAUAAGGAAUCUUUAUGAUAUAUGAUAACACUAUAACAAAUAUUAAGUUAAUGAUCUUCAUUUCGAACU